AUGGAGGCAGCAAAUUCACCCUGCUCUUCCAAGAAGCUGGGCCCUGGCAGGAGACGAGGGUGGCUGCCACAGAGGCUGAGCAGUGAGAACGAGCCCCAGGAGAGAGCGCUGCCGGGAGACCAGAGAGGCCUGGACGGCAGGGAGCAGCCUCGGUCAGCGGAAGAUGCCCUCGAGAGGGUAAGUGACCUGCCCAAUGACCAAGAGCAGGGCGCCCUGUGCACCUCCCCCAGGCGAUACUGCCUCUCUGAGCUUGGCUCUCUGGCCCCUCGAAGAAAAGGUGAGCAGCCUGUGGCACAGACUUGGGACACUUGGAAGGUUCUGUGUGAGUGGGAACUAGAAGCCAGUGGAAAGAAUACAGAGCCUCAAGCACAGCAUCCAAAGAGGCAGCAGCCCGCGGACGCCCGGCCCUCCGGACGCGUGCGUCACCGCGCCCCAGCCCCCUCCCGCCCCCGGCACGUGACUCGACACGCGCCAGCUGCACGCGGGCUCCAUCAAAACAAAAACAGAGAGGGCCGGCCGGCCGGCCUGGCGGCGGGGAGCGCGCGGGGGCGGCGGGCGCGCCCCCGCUGCCGCUGCCCGGCGCCGCGGCCGCGCCUUCGCUACCCCGAGCGCCGCCAAGGCCGCGCGCCCCGACCGGCCGGGGGCGGGAGGGCAGAGGGCACCACCCUGUUUACAGCCCUCGCUCCGGGCCGGGGACCCCGCCCGGAAACGGUCUCCUGGGAAAGGGCCCUGGAGUGCGCACCCACCCGCGGCCCGGACGUCGGCGUGGCGUGGGAGGUUCGGGCCGCCGCUCGGAAUAAAGCCGCGUCGCCACGGAGCUGGGGCCCCGGGCCCGCGCGAGUCUCCGCUCCUCCUCGGCGCGCCGCCCACGGCUGCUUCGUGUCAGCCCCCGUCACGACUCUGCUACGCACUUCACCCCCCAGCUCUCGGCUCCGGCGCUUCCGCAGACCCUCCUCACGUGGCCGCCUCCUCCCGGCCCCUUAUACUCCCCGGCGACCGGGCUGCAGACCCUCCUGCACUUCGGGACCCCGCGCUGUUCCUACCCCGGGGAGGGGGUAUAUCGCCCGUCUCGGACCCCCCCCCCAUCUUCCGCCGCGGGAGGGAGGGUAG
This is a messenger RNA of Rangifer tarandus platyrhynchus (Svalbard reindeer), 1110 nucleotides long. NCBI's taxonomy places the organism in Eukaryota, Metazoa, Chordata, Mammalia, Artiodactyla, Cervidae. The record is from the annotation of a GenBank genome assembly.